GUUGCGCACUUGUCAUUCUUGACUUAUUCAUGUCAUUCCAGAUAGACUCCUCUCUUUUCUCCUCCUCACAUAAACCUCCCACUGCUCCUUAGCGCCCGAAAAUGGCGCCCAGAAAGCCUUCCACUACUGCGGAAGUCUCUCUGGUACCGUUGAAGAACUGUCUGGUUAACCUCCCGCCGUCGCUGGUCGCACUGCUGAUCAAUGCCAACACGGCUGCCCAGAAUGUAAUUAUCGAACUUCAAUACCGGCCUAUCGCUGGGAAGGCCAAUGGCAACCCCACGCAUCGCUCAUGCUACUUGGGCUGGACAGGCAUGCCCAGCAAGCGCAAACUUGCUCCAGUUGUUGGGCGAGAUGGUAUCAAUAGUAGCUCCGCUGCUAGAGAGCAGGAUAUCUCUACUGUUGAGUUGGAUACCACCUUCGGUAGAGUCCUCGGUCUGGCAGAUGGACAGAAGGUUGGAAUAUACAUUCAUCUAGACCCGCCAGUAGCUCACACUAUCAAUAUUGAGCCUUUGACACCGGAGGACUGGGAAAUCAUCGAACUCCACGCUACGUUCUUGGAGUUGAACCUUCUAUCGCAAAUCCGGGCUUUGCCAAAUCCCACAUUCAGUACGGCACAGUUAGAACACAUGCACCCUCUUGCACUACACUUGUCACCAACGUCGACUGCGAAUAUCGUUAUCACGUCCAUGACACCCGCACCUCCAAACACCUCGCCAUUUGCGAAAAUAGCACCCGACGCAGAAGUUAUCGUGGCUCCUAAAACUCGGCCCAAGGCCAACAGAGGGUCCCGUGGGGAAAAUCGGAGCGUCGCUGGCAGCAGCCGCAAAAGCGUGGGUGGACGAAGCAGUGGAAGCACAGUACGGCCAAAGAGCAGCCGCUCGGAUCCCACCAGCAGAGGCUCGCUCUUCUUCAGAGGGAUUGAUCGUCAUCUGUCUGAACAAUUCUUCGACGACGAGGCAGAGGAAGAUGCGAACGAUGGUUUCCGAAUCUGGGUAGAUCCUGACAUGCUUGCCACAAAUGAGCUUCGCGGGGCCACCUGGGCCUGCGUUUCUCUGGUCCAACCAUCAGGUCUGAAAGCGCCGCUUGACCCACAGCAACAAAUGGACCAAGCAGAACAAAAGGCAAAUGAGGCUGGAAUACCAGCAACUAAGCUUGUGGCCAAACUGAUUUCCUGGAUCGACGCUCCGGACACUCAGCAUGUUGCCAUUUCUUCCUUGUUAAGUACCGCGCUAGGGGCUGAGGGCUUGGUAGGCGGUAUUAUUCGCGUGGAGGCAGCUCCACCACCGCUGCAAAGGUCAGCUGUGAAGACACUCAAGGUGUAUCCAUUCAUGGCUGAUACGUCGAAGCGAAAGGACGGUCUUAAAUUCGGGUCGGACACCGCAGCAGCAAGAGAUGCAUUGGCUGAGCGCAUCAGACUCAUCCAUGGUGGCUCUGGCUUGAAUGAAGGACUACUAGCGGGGCCAUUGACAGAUGGAAUGAUUCUGCCGAAUGCGGACUAUCAUACGACAGGCACUUCAUUUGACGGCGCUAUUCUUCGUUUCGACCCCCCAUUAAAGGGUAGCUCGGAUACGUCUAAGCCUGGGACGGGAUGGCUCAUUGGCUCCGAAGCCAAACUUUCGCUUGAGGUACAAGCCGAAAUAGCUCGUCCAGCAGAGCCGAGCUCAUCGGCCCACCCCUCGGACGAAUUGAUUCCCUCCACCGCCCCUGAACUCGUUGGGAUCGACAAGGUGAUAUCGCAAGCAUUGGACAACCUGACCAAGUCAUCUUCCGUCCUACUCACUGGUAGCCUCGGGUCUGGCAAGACAUCAUUGAGCCAUCUUUUGGCCCACCGUGUGCGCACGGAGUACUUGUUCAACGUGAAAUAUUUCUCCUGCCGGAAGCUUGUAACAGAUGAAACCCGCAUCUCCAACAUCAAGGAAACGCUAAACCGUCUCUUCAUGUCUGCUUCUUGGUGCGCUCGGCUCGGAGGACAGUCUUUGGUAAUCCUGGAUGAUCUUGAUAAACUGUGUCCGGUGGAAACGGAAUUGCAGGUAGGGGGUGACAAUGGUCGCAGCCGACAAAAUAGCGAAGUGAUAUGCUCCAUGGUCCGCGAAUACUGUUCUAUGAAUUCUUCUGUGGUACUGUUGGCAACCGCCCAGUCGAAGGAAUCUCUGAACAACGUCAUCAUCGGAGGUCAUGUGGUCCGGGAGAUUAUUCAUCUAAGGGCCCCUGACAAAGAAGGUCGGCGCAGGGUGCUCGAGCAGCUUACGAUGCAAGACAGAGACUCUUUCCCUCAUACAAACGGCCAUGCACGGAAUGCCAGCACCUCCACCCACGAUUCGUGGCUCGAUCCCUCUACUUCUGGAAGUCGGCCAAGCUCUGCUGGAGCGGAUGGCUUUGUGCUUGGACGGGAUGUCGACUUCUUAGAAUUGGCUGGCAAAACUGACGGGUAUAUGCCUGGCGAUCUGGUUUUGCUACUGUCUCGCGCUCGUAACGAGGCUCUUAUACGAUCUGUCCAAGAUUCUCUAUCUUCGUCAAAGUCGAUCGCCCUGGGUGCUGAUGACUUCGAGAAUGCGAUCAAGGGCUUUACCCCUGCCGCGUUGCGCAAUGUGACGCUCACUUCAUCUACUACAACAUUUUCCGCCAUCGGUGGCUUAACAGAGACUCGAAAAAUGCUGCUGGAGACGCUUCAGUAUCCUACUAAGUAUGCGCCUAUCUUCGCCCAGUGUCCUCUGCGUCUAAGAUCGGGUCUGCUGCUUUACGGAUAUCCAGGUUGCGGCAAGACACUUCUUGCAAGCGCGGUUGCAGGCGAAUGUGGUCUCAACUUUAUCAGUGUGAAAGGUCCUGAGAUCCUCAACAAAUACAUCGGUGCCAGUGAAAAGAGUGUUCGAGAUCUCUUCGAACGAGCGCAGGCUGCCCGGCCUUGUAUCCUCUUCUUUGAUGAGUUCGACAGUAUCGCCCCCAAGCGUGGCCACGACUCCACAGGAGUCACUGACCGUGUCGUCAACCAGCUUCUCACACAGAUGGAUGGUGCAGAAGGCCUAUCGGGGGUGUAUGUUCUCGCGGCCACUUCCCGACCCGACUUGAUCGAUCCAGCCUUGCUACGUCCGGGCCGUCUCGACAAGUCCCUGAUUUGCGAUAUGCCCAACCACCCGGAUCGACUUGACAUCAUUCGGGCCGUGAGCAAGAAGCUCAACAUGAGCGAAGAGGUCAUUGCGCGACUCGGCGAGGUGGCAACCCGCACUGAAGGUUUCUCCGGGGCCGACUUGCAGGCCGUCGUCUACAACGCCCACCUCGAGGCCGUUCACGACGCUUUGGGCGAUCGCUCGGCAAAUGAUACGCAUGCAACGAAGAAUGGCACCUCCAAACCAUCCUCGACGAGUGCCAGCGGCACCACCAGCAAGUCAUUCAUUCAAUUUCUCUAUUCUGCAUCUGAGCAACACGCGGGCUCUGUCUCAAUGCCUCCACCUGCUGUUGUCGCUUCCAAACUAGAAGCGAUGAAGAGCGCUCGGCGUCGUCAACGGCAGCAGGAUCAGGGGACGGUCAGCGCACCGGCGCGUAUUCCCAACGGGUCAGCGCAGGAAGAACCUCGUGAGGAGAUUAUCGUGCGAUGGGAGCACAUGGAGCGAUCACUAAACACGACGCGCAGCUCCCUAAGCGAUGCCGAACGGAGACGCUUGGAGGCUAUUUAUCGCGAAUUUAUAUUUGGGCGGAAUGGAGAAAUGCCCACUGGCGAGGGUGGACGAGAGAUUGGAGGGCGGACCAGCUUGAUGUGAUGGCAGUUUUGUCGUCAUAGAAGCUGUGAAGGAGUAUCAUGUAUAUCACUUCUAGUUCAAUGUAUAUACGAAGAAAUAUCUAUCAAGUCUACUGUAUCUUACCUCCACGCCACCAUC
Messenger RNA from Aspergillus homomorphus CBS 101889, 3872 nucleotides. It is a transcript of the gene pex1, whose product is annotated as AAA family ATPase peroxin 1. Bases 102 to 3755 code for a protein of 1217 amino acids. The record is from RefSeq and is a predicted model, not a curated record. Gene Ontology annotation, molecular function: ATP binding; ATP hydrolysis activity. Gene Ontology annotation, biological process: protein import into peroxisome matrix. Gene Ontology annotation, cellular component: peroxisome; cytosol; peroxisomal membrane. The transcript is spliced from 4 exons. NCBI's taxonomy places the organism in Eukaryota, Fungi, Ascomycota, Eurotiomycetes, Eurotiales, Aspergillaceae.